Molecule: messenger RNA, 901 nt
Organism: Cinara cedri
Lineage: Eukaryota; Metazoa; Arthropoda; Insecta; Hemiptera; Aphididae
Source: the annotation of a GenBank genome assembly
AUGUACGAAUUCGGAAUUCCAAGUAAGCUUAUUUCCAUGACAAAAGUGUGCAUGAAUGGUACAAAAUAUCAAGUAAGAGUUGACAACGUACUAUCCGAAGAAUUCCAAGUGGUAACAGGCUUGAAACAGGGUGACGCUCUUUCACCACUACUAUUCAAUAUUGCACUGGAGAAAGUCGUACGGAGUAUACAAAGGGAUAACUAUGGUAUCGACAUCGACACAAACAAGAUUGGUAUUUUAGGUUUCACUGAUGAUUUGAAUAUAGUUGGUGAUGAUGGGAAGAGUGUGGCGCAGAGCACCACAACCCUCAUUAACGAAGCAAAAACCAUAGGGCUGAAUGUAAAUGAUAAUAAAACCAAAGUGAUGGAGCUAUUACCAGAAAACAACCAUGUCGACAAUAUAGUGAUUCAAGGGCAUACAUUUGAAAAAGUGCAUCAAUUUACAUAUCUGGGGGCCUCUAUCAGUGGUAUUAAAUAGCCGAAUCAUCAAGGCAGAAAAGGCAUCAUUUUCGUUAACCAAAUACCUAAAAUCUAAACUGUUUUCUAGAAGAACCAAAGUACAUCUUUUUUACACGACGAUAAUUAGACCAACGCUAACAUAUGGGUGUGAAGUAUGGCCUUUAACAUUCAAAAUGGAACAAAAACUUAUGUCGUUCGAAAACAAAAUACUAAGAAUUAUCUGUGGCCCAGUAUAUGACAACGACCUGGGGUGCUGGCGCAGAAGAACGAACAAAGAGACUCGAGAUUUGACAGGAGUACAAAGAAUAACCAACUUUGUAAAAACACAAAGAAUAAAAUGGUUUGGGCACGUGAUGAGAAGGUCAAACUCAGAUUACCUUAAGGCGGCGGUCGAAUGGAAACCCACAGGGAAGAGACCGAGAGGACGUCCAAAGAAGCGAUGA